Molecule: messenger RNA, 315 nt
Organism: Ogataea angusta
Lineage: Eukaryota; Fungi; Ascomycota; Pichiomycetes; Pichiales; Pichiaceae
Exons: 1
Coding region: 1-315 (104 amino acids)
Biological process (GO): mRNA splicing, via spliceosome
Cellular component (GO): U5 snRNP; U4 snRNP; U2 snRNP
Source: RefSeq, a predicted model, not a curated record
AUGAACCUAGUUUUAGCAGAUGCAGAGGAGUUUAGACUGACAAAGCGGUCUCAGAAGCAGCUUCGGGAGCAAAAGGCCCUUGAGGCGGACGAAUCAGGGAUCAACGAAGAAAAACGGUUAUUGGGAUUGGUGAUUUUGCGCGGAGAAACGGUGGUGUCGGUCGUGGUCGAGGCAGGUCCUAACUUGGCGAGUACGAAACCUGCUCUGCGACUAAACAAGGGUAAAGGGUCGGUCAAGCCACUCAAGACGCUCGACGGGGCCAAGACGGUGCGGCCGGCAGGCGUCACGAAGCCGCGCAGUCUCAAGAGAAAGUGA